UUUGCUUCACGGAUGUUCCCCAGCACUAAAUGUAUCUGUAAAGGGUUAAAAAGUACGAUGUGUCUUUCAGUGAUAAAUGAAACGUACAAAUCGUAGGCGAAUUGCCGUGGUAUAGGACAAAUGAAACACUUUGGGGCGUGUUUUUAUUGGGAAAUAAUGCAUUUCAGAUGGUUGCACACCGUACCGCUGAUGGUCUUCCUGUAACAGCACAUCCCGCUGUGUUCUAUUCCUUACUUCACUGACAGGGAUUCGAAAUAUACCGUGAUGCCGACACUCGUGUCCUGAACUAGCGAAGAAUUUACCUGUAAAGACCUGUGACUGAAAAGCAUUUUUUAUUUUAUUUUAAAGGCUACUCGUAAAUAUAAUAAGGGUGUGGAAAAACAUAAUGUAGUAUAAAACGGUCCAUCCUGAGGCGUAUUUUCUCUGGGGGAUUGCUUUCAAAAAAAAAAAGGCGAGACUGCAGAGUACUUCAACAAAGAGAGCGUUUAUUGUUAUUUUAUUUUUUUUAUUGCUCUGGAGAUUCAUGCAUGGUCGCUGUGUAAUUAUUCUUAAUACACUUUGCACACUUCACAGUAAUUAGGAGAGCAUUUAAAACAGGAUUUAUCGCCAUGUUUUGACCUUCUCGCAAAGUCAUGACGUCUUGUUUUUUUUUUCUCUCUCUCCCUUUUUUUUUUAUUUUUUUUUUACAGUAAUUCUACUCGGGGAGGUUUCUGGAAUCCACGGAGGACCCGUAAAGACAAAGGAGAUACAAUAUGUGUACACGAGUCGUCUGUGUGUGAAACCAAAAACAAAGAAAGGACAAACAGGAGACAGGAGAGUAAUUAAUUCACCUGAGGAGGAGGAGGAGGAGGAGGAGGAGAAGAAAAAACAAAAAAGGAAAAGAAAGAAAAACAAUGUUUAACUAAGCUAAAAUCAAGACUCGGUGGUGGAGAGUCCCAAAACGGAUAUUCAUCUUCUGGAAUAAGUUUAAUACACACACUUCACAUUCGGAAUACAGGAAGGUCAUGACUCAGAUGCCAUGCGGAUCACCACGGUGACCGUCCUUCCUAACCCCGCCCCCUUCUUUUUCCUAUUGGCCCAGCUGCUGUUUUGGCUCCUCCUCCUGGGCCAGGACAUCGCAGGAGCCACGUCGACCUGCCCGACACCUUGCAGCUGCUCCAAUCAAGCGAGCCGAGUGAUCUGUACCAGACGGAACCUGGACGAGGUUCCGGAAAAUAUAUCCAACAACACGCGGUACCUUAACUUACAGGAGAACUCGAUACAGGUGAUAAGAUCAGAUACCUUCAAGCACUUGCGACACUUGGAGAUCCUCCAGCUUUCCAAGAACCAGAUUCGUCAGAUCGAAGUUGGCGCGUUCAAUGGCCUCCCGAACCUCAACACUUUGGAACUGUUUGACAACCGUCUCACGCUGGUGCCAUCACAAGCGUUCGAGUAUCUCAGCAAGCUUCGGGAGCUCUGGCUUCGUAACAACCCCAUCGAGACGUUGCCAGGCUAUGCCUUCCACCGCGUGCCCUCCCUUCGUCGCCUUGAUCUGGGUGAGCUCAAAAAGCUGGACUACAUUUCAGAUGCUGCCUUUGUCGGCCUUGUCAAUCUGCGCUACCUGAACCUGGGCAUGUGCGGUCUGAAGGACAUCCCCAACCUGACACCCCUGAUCCGGCUGGAGGAGCUGGAGCUCUCUGGAAACAAGCUGGAAAUCAUAAGACCUGGAUCGUUCCAAGGCCUGGAGUCUUUGCGCAAACUGUGGCUCAUGCACUCCCAGAUGUCUGUCAUUGAACGCAAUGCCUUCGAUGACCUUAAGAGUCUGGAAGAGUUGAAUCUAUCCCACAAUUCCCUGCAUUCACUGCCCCAUGACCUCUUCACCCCAUUGCAGAAGCUGGAGAGAGUGCACCUCAACCACAAUCCCUGGGUGUGUAAUUGUGAUGUGCUUUGGCUUAGUUGGUGGCUGAAAGAAACUGUACCAAGUAACACAACUUGCUGUGCCCGGUGCCAUGCACCACCCUACCUGAAGGGCAAAUACAUUGGAGAGCUGGACCAAAGCCAUUUCACGUGCUAUGCCCCUGUUAUCGUCGAGCCCCCCACUGACCUCAACGUGACCGAAGGCAUGGCUGCUGAACUCAAGUGCCGUACCGGAACCUCCAUGACGUCUGUAAACUGGAUUACACCCAAUGGAACCUUGAUGACCCAUGGAUCAUACCGCGUCCGGAUCUCGGUGCUACAUGAUGGAACUCUGAAUUUUACAAAUGUCACCUUGCGCGACACUGGUCAGUACACCUGCAUGGUGACCAACUCAGCUGGCAACACCACAGCAACUGCCGUCCUGAAUGUCACUGCAGCAGACACCAGUGUCAAUUACACCUACUUUACUACCGUCACUGUUGAAACUGUAGAAUCCACAGGAGAAGAGGAUUCGGCCCUACGUUCGAUCAAUGAGACUAUUAUACACAUCCCUGGUCCUACACCUUCUGGACGUCUCUGGCAUGAUGCCAUCCCAACAACAACUUCCUCUCUAUCAGUUUUUGGAUCCUCAUCUUCUCCCCGAGCAACCAAACCCACAUUUACUGUCUCUGUCUCUGAGCCGAGCUACCCCACUGGGCUGGAUGAUGUAAUGAAGACUACCAAGAUCAUCAUUGGCUGCUUUGUGGCUAUUACCUUCAUGGCAGCUGUCAUGCUGGUGGUCUUCUACAAGCUGAGGAAGCAGCACCAGUUGCACAAGCACCAUGGACCAGCGAGAGCCAUUGAGAUUAUCAACGUGGAGGAUGAAAUUGGAGCCAGCGCCAGCGUCCGAGGAAGUGGGAUCUCUGGUGGUUCCACCAUGCCCCAGGCCGGAUCCAGCGGAGGAAGCCAGAGCCUGCGGCUGCAUCACCCGGAGAUUGUCAACCUACCCAACCUGGCUCGGACGGACCACCUCAACCACUACUACAAGCCCCACCACUUCAACAACAACAUGAUGAGUUUGGGGCUCUCUGGAAGUUCUGGGAUCGGCCUCAACAACAACAACAACCCGUGUUCCCAGGCCCAACCCACGCCGAUCUCCUGUUCCCAGGUGCCCGUCUCAGUGAGCUCCAUUCCGUCCUCAAUGCCCCUGCCUACCCUCGGCAUCCAUGGAUCACUCAAAGGCCUAAUGGGUAAAGGGCAGAACCCUCAAAUCGAGCCUUUACUCUUUAAGAGUGGCUCCAAAGAGAAUGUCCAAGAAACUCAGAUCUGAGAAGGAGAGAGUGAGCGAGAGAGUGUGUGAGAGAAAGGGGAUAGAGAGAUAAAAUAAGGGAGGGAAAAAUAGAAAGAUGGUAUGAGGGAGACAGAAACAGAUGAAGUGUACUGGCUGUUCAGCCCCCGUGGGUUUGUUGUUCUCAGGAGUAACGAGCGAGGUAGACCCAGCAUUGUAUGACAUAUUACCUACACAAGAAAAAGACGUUGCUGUGAACCACUGCACUGCAAUGCCAGAGACAGAGAGAGGGAGGGAGGGAGGAAAAGAAAGAAAGAAAGAAAGAAAGACAGAUGCCGCAGCAUUUAGAUCAACGCUUACCGAACCAACACUCAGUCCGAUCAGUGUCAAAAGGAUAACAUCAGCAGAGCAAAAGCUCUCACACGGCGUUCAAUGCGGUAUCAAUUUAAUACACCAUCAGUAAUUAUGUGCCAAACAUGCACAGAUACGUGCCAAAGCAAAAUCUUUGUGCAUCAGCAUUACAAAGAUGCUAUCUCGCUGAAAAGUUAAAGAAAAUAACUCCACACACAGUAUGCAGUAAAUGAGACGUUUAUAAAUUCAAGAGUACAUUUUUUUAUAUAUGUAUAUUGAACAUACAGACGUGUUCUAAAUAUGUAUAUACAACACAAGCAGCCAAGAGUAUUAUAGGGUCGGUGUACUGUAGGAGUGCCGGGAAAAGACAACAAUAGGUCAUGAUUAUCAUUCGGUUAGACGUAGAGGUUUGCAGUAGCAUUCAGGGUUGAUGGAUUAGACAGACCAGCACUGUGUCGAGGGCUUGUGUUUCGUUCUGAUGGACUCCGCCAUAUUCUCGCCUUCCCUAUCCUUUUAACACCUCGAGGUGGGAGGAGGAGAAAGAGAGAGCGUUCUUUCCUUUCCUUUUCUUUUCUUUUUUUUUUCCGAAGGAACCUAAAGGGCAAAAGACAAUUAUCGAAAAAUCUGAAAACAACAACAACGACGACGACAACAGAAAUAAAUAAAUUUUAAAAAAACGAAACUGUGAAACUACACAUGAUAUAUAAAUAUAUUUUCAUUCAGAGAAAUAAAUUAUGAAGAAUCUUUAAUAUUUUUUUUGGUUGUUUUUUUUUUUUUUGCUUUGUUUUCUGACCGAAAGCCACGUCUUUGAACGGAUCGAGCGGCUGCACUUUGCCGACCUUUAGCGCGCUCACGGACGGCCAAAAUGGCCGAACGUCUGGAUUUUUUCUGGAGCUCCUGGAAUUUCUGUUUUGACUUAUUUUUAGUCCUUGAAAGCCCCCUUUUCCCUUUUCUUGUUGCAUUUUACUAACAGGGUUAUUGGUGACGUGUCAUGUUUUGUUCAUCCUUACAGUGAAAUUUAUCCCAGAUUCUUGUCGCGGUAUGAACAUUUUAGCGUUACAAUGUUAAAUUAAAAUCGAAUUGUACGGAUUGAGGCUGGGGGGGUGGUGGGUGGGGGUAAAAUCACCGACACCAACAAACUAUGCUAACCACAACGAUAACACAGUAAUAGGUAAUGUAACUAAAAGCAAAAUGUGAAUUUUUAUCUAAAUGCUGCUAUACACAGAGAGAGAGCGAGAGAGAGAGAGAGAGGGAGAGAGAGAGAGGGAAAAGUAAACAUUUUAUGAUGAUUUGUCCCUCUAUAUUAAAGACGUGAAUACAAUUUUAUGGCUAUUACAUGUAUUAUUAUAAUUAAAUUCUAAUUAUAAAAAUGCCUAUAUGUCAGCUUUUUUAUUUUAUUUUUUAUUUUUUUAAUUUCGGUUCCUUUUGUAUCCAGAGGUGAUGUUUGUAUUUCAUUGUGCUAGACGUGAUUGUCACCACAGCGGAUUAAAAUUUUAUUCUCACAGCGGAAUUAAAAACAAAAAAAACAAAAACAAACGAACAAACAAAAAAAAUAACGACACCAACUUUAGCAGACGUCAGAACAUCAAAACCGGGGAAAAAAAAAAAACCUUUCAACAAAAAAAAAAAAAAAACACAA
Molecule: messenger RNA, 5153 nt
Organism: Ictalurus furcatus (blue catfish)
Lineage: Eukaryota; Metazoa; Chordata; Actinopteri; Siluriformes; Ictaluridae
Gene: lrrc4ba
Product: leucine rich repeat containing 4Ba
Exons: 2
Coding region: 1019-3205 (728 amino acids)
Cellular component (GO): plasma membrane
Molecular function (GO): protein binding
Source: RefSeq, a predicted model, not a curated record